This is a messenger RNA of Ilex paraguariensis (yerba mate), 1212 nucleotides long. Lineage: Eukaryota; Viridiplantae; Streptophyta; Magnoliopsida; Aquifoliales; Aquifoliaceae. The record is from the annotation of a GenBank genome assembly.
GCAGACAUAACAGCCCUACGAACCCUGCAACUGCAAUUCCUUCCCCUCAGACAGACUGCUUUCAAUCAGGAGCACCAUGACAACCACAUUCAAUCCCACUUGGAUUUCCUCUCCAAAUGCUAGAAGAAGUCACCCAUUCACAGAAAGAUCUCACUUCACACCUCUGACCCACCGCGCGAGACUCUUCGACGGGGCAUUGUUCUCACUGCCUCGAACUAUUACAGUUAAAUGCAGCGGCGAUAACAAUCGCUCAGACCAGAAUGAAAUGGGUAGCUUGAAGGAUUUGCUGUCCGGUAUGGUGGACGAGCGAGUGCAGGAAUUGUUGAACAGAGAAGAAAAUAAAAAUUUGUUUGAUGGAUUGGAGAAAGCAACGCUGAGAGUGGAGAUGGCGAAGAGAGAGCUCGCCGAGAUCGAAAAACAAGAUAUUGAAGCCAAACAGUUGAGGGAUUACAUCAAACAGCUCGAAUCCAGAGCCUCCGAGAUUGCAGAAAGUCAGAGUGAAAUAUCAAAAGCCAAAGUGAUGCUUGAAGAAGCAGAGCGUUCUCUGGGCAUUGAGGGUGUAAGAAACACAGAUUCUCUCACAGAGACAGAACGCGAAGCAAUCAACAAAAAUGAAGAGAGAUGGGAGUCUGUAAAAGCAGCUUCAAUUUCUGCGCUAGUUGGCACCCUUGCAGGGCUUCCCAUUUCCUUGACAACAGUGACCAGCAAUCCCCAGUUGAUACUCUCUGUGGCAAUCACCUUUGUUAGUUGUGCAUUAUUUGGAGUGACCUUUCGGUAUGCAAUAAGAAGAGACUUGGAUAAUUUUCAGCUCAAGUCAGGGACGUCUGCAGCUUUUGGCUUUGUCAAAGGCCUGUCUAGCUUGGACAGCGGAUCACCUCUGAAGCUGGAUGCUGAUAGCUUACUCUCACAUGCUUACGAUGGUGCAGUUCAUGUAUCUGAAAAUCUUUUAAUCUUCGCUUUUGCUGCUGUUGGUCUAGAUUUAUGCAUUAAGCUGAGAAUUUUAAGUCCAUUUCCACUUGAGAGAUCAGCUCCAAAGGCUGAUAUUAGAUGAAUAGCCUCCUUCUUCUUAGGUUUGUUAUGUGUAAAGAUAUUUUUUAACGUUACAAUAUGCCACAGCACACACCUAUGAUGAUUUAUCCCAUGUCGCAUAACUGUGUAAGAAUAAUUUUAUCACUAUAUAUCCACUUCGGCAAGCUAGAAAUAUAAGAAAUG